GGGGAGACUCUACCUCUUUUGACGUCAGGAAGGACACUGUUCAGUUUGGGGGCAGAGCCACACAACGAGUCUUCAGACUGCAAAUCCGUACCCCGACAAAAUCCGAAGAAGAUCUCCUACAGACCCAGACAGCUGAACCGAAACUAGUUGACCACCAAGAGGUCUAACUGUGGUGACUCCCACAGCGCGGAGGAGCCUCUGGAAACACCGGAUACAGCAGCAGCAAAUACCGCCAAAGACUUCCGUUUAGAAGCCCGGCGGAGAGAAACCGUCUCUAUCGAUAUUUACCCGAAAGCAUCGGCAUGUAGUCGCUCUGUGUUCAGGUAUGUGGCAGAUGUGUCGGAGACUCUCUUGAAGCUCUCUGUCUUUACAUUUUUAGCCUCGUCUUAAGCUUUGUUUCCGGUAUUUAGCGAAGGUGGCAACGAGGUCUGUCGACAGGUACAAGUGAAAAUCUGGGUUAACUGAGUCCAGCCGGUGAUCAAACUGUCUCUUAUAUGACAACCAAACUUCAGAGUCUAAAAAGUGUUUUUAGUCACUGUUGAAAAUUGAAAUGAAUGACACACAGAUUGUAUACAGGCUAUAUUGUUAUGAAACAAGUCACUGCGUGGAUAAAGUAUCUGCUCCAAAACAAAUGCUUCAAGUUGAAUUCAAUGUUCAAAUGUACCUUUAAAAAGUAAGGUUUUAAGUUAAGGUGAGGGAUUAUGAAUCAAGAGUAAUAAAGUGAUAAAACUCAAUUUAUCGUCUAUUUAGCUGAAAUAUUUACAUAUCCAUUCAUUUGUGCAGGGGUGUAGUAAGAACUUAAGGAGGGGUUCCCAGACCCCAACCCACCCCUGCAGAAAAUAUCCAUAUUUUUUGCUCUUUUGGGGAUGUACUCUCCAUAAUUGAUCUUUAGAAAUGUCAAGAAUCAAUUAUUGGGUAGUUGGUAGAAAAACAUUUUUCCUAUGGCAAAAACAAUUCCAGAUAUGUUUAUAAAAUUGUAGGCUUAAUUGUCCACAGCAGUACACUGCAUUUGGCACAGUAUUGCAUAGUUGCAGAAAAUAUAAUACAUAAAUUACUUAAUGAGCUAAAUGUCAGUGUGUGGAACAGUGGUGGCUGGUGAGAAAAACAGAAGGUGAGGCUGAAGGUUUGGAAACCAGAGUCCUGUAGGGGGGUAUCCUCCCCCGGGAGAUUUCUUUUGAUUUUCACAUGUAAAUGAAGCAUCCGGCGUAAAAUUAAGUUAGGGUCAAACACACAGUAACACAGAGUUCGACACCCCAUCGAGAGAUGAAUGUUGCCCUGUAUUGCUAUCUUCGGUCCUUACUAAAGUUGGUAUUCUAGAGAAGCAAGCGGUCGGCAACAUUCAUCUCUCUACGGGGGUGUCUAACUCAGUGUUACUGUGUGUUUGACCCUAACUUAAUUUUAAACCAGAAUGUCCCUUUAAGGAAACAUAUGAUUUUGACCUACAAAGACAAAUGGGGUUGGGAAAACUGUAUUUCAACUAAUUUACAGGGCAUUAUAGCCGACACACAGACUACCUACAUUCAGUGUAAUCCUAUGAUAAAUAAACUGACAGUAGCAUACUCGUGUACAUUUGCGUGCAUCUCAACUGGUUAGGCUACAGCAAAGGAGCCCGCAGAGACAACAGCAGAAAAAUAGUAAAGAGCAGACCCACAUAACAAAUCAGGCUGCAUAUCAGUAUGAUCAGCCAAAGGAAUACAACACAAACAUUUGCUUUAAAUACAUAACAAUUUUAGUGCAUCUGUCACUUGGACAAAAAGAAAACAAAACAAAAAAAAAAAACAGGCUAUUGUACAAGAAAUUAAAAUCUCGAUUGUGGUCUCAGCCAUGACAACUCGUGCAAAGCCGUGAAACAACUGUGCUGCGCGUUUAAGUCUUUUUUUCUCAAAGAGAAGCUGCCAUUUCAAUAUGUCCAAGCAUCCCGACUCAUAGCCACGUUAUUAAGGUAUGUAAUAAACAAAACCAUUUGUAAAUCUGCCAAGAUUUAAGCGAGUUAAGAGUAUUUUUGAUCAUGCAAAUUACUCGUCGUCAGCUACCAUAGAGCAUACCAGAAUGGUAUACUGGAGUAAGAUGAAUUGGUGAAAUUUAAAGUCUAGUGUCUCAAAAGGAGACUGAAAAAGGAAAUGAUCGUAACAGUCCUGUGUGUCCAUGUGGCUCAGUGGAGAAGAAGACUAACUGGGACUUCUGAGGUUCGUGGAUCAAGCCUUAUCCAGGGCAAGGUGAAUUUUAAAGUCUUUUAAAGAAAAAAAUGAAAAUGCUCAUGUGUGUCCACGUGGUUUAGAGGAUAAAGAGACUGACUGGAUUUCCUGAGGUUGGAAGUUCAAGCCUUAUCCAGGGCAAGGUAAAUUUUAAACUUUAGUGUCUACAGAGAACACUGAAAUAGGAGAAAACCGCAACUCUCCUGUGUGUCCACAUGGCUCAGAGGAUAACGACAAAGGACUAUAGUCUUCUUUAUAAAGGUCAUCAUCUUUUUAUAGUUAUCUGUAUUAUAGAUCUAGUCACUUGCUUCAAAACUUCACCCCCAUUCUGACUUCUUGCCUCAUAACCCCCUCGAUUUACCUCUCCGGAAACACCGGGGGGAAACCCCACCCCCCGGGCCUGGUUCCCCAGGAUUUGCUUCAGGAUCUCCUGCGUGCCGUGUGGGUAUCAAACUAGGGCUGCCCGCCUGACCAGCAUUGGGUAUUUGGGUGUCAGUUGCAUACCCCCUGCGCCACCGGAUACCGUCCGCACUUGGGGAUGAGCUUCGUGCCCUUUUAUCUUGGAACUUUGGCUGGUGGACUUAAAAACGCGUCCUGUACAAGAUUUGAACUCACGACCUCAGGAGUGACUGUCCGUCUCCUUAUCCACUGAGCCACACUGGAGACACUGAACAAUUCCAGUUUUGUCCUAUUUGACUGUCCUUUGUAAGGCACUAGGCUUAAAAAUUCACCUCAACCUGAGUAAGGUCAGGCUUGAACCCACAACCUCAGGAGUGCCAGUCAGUCUCCUUAUCCUCUGAGCCAUGUGGACACACAGUUAAAUUCCAUUUUUUUCAUAUUUGACUGUCCUUUGUAGACAGGAGAAUUCAAAAUUCAGCUUGACCUGGGUAAGGUGAGGCUUGAACCCACGACAUCAGGAGUGCCAGUCAGUCUCCUUAUCCCCUGAGCCAUGUGGACACAUAGAAGACUACCGGUUUUCUUUUAUUUGACUGUCAUUUCUAGACAGUAGACUUUAAAAAGCCACCUUGUCCCAGAGAAGGUUCCAACGAACAACCCCAGGAGUUGCGACCAUCCUCUUAUCCUCUGAGCCAAGUAGACACACAGGAGACACCUGUUUUUUUCCUGUUUGACUGUCCUUUGUAGACACAGGACUUUAAAAUUCAUCUAGACCUGGGUAAAGCAAGGCUUGAACCCACAACCUCAGGAGUGCCAGUCAGUCUCCUUAUCCUCUGAGCCAUGAGGACGCAACAGAGAACUCAUUCUUUUUCCUAUUUGACUGUCCUUUGUAGACACUAGACUUCAAAAUUUAACUUGAUUCUUUUCACAGUUUAAUUUUAUCAUACUAUACCUGACAGGGACUUGAACCCAGGACCUUCUUACUGUGUGGCAGCAGCGCUCACUAUUACAUCACUGUGUCAGCUAUGUCACAAUUGUCUGGAUAUACAGCCCAGUCCUCCCUGGACCUAGUCCUGUGGACUAUUUCAGUGUCCUUUGUAGACACUAGACUUUAAAAUUCACCUUGCCCUGGAUAAGGCUUGAACUUCCAACCUCAGGAGUUCAAGUCAGUGCUUUUUUUUUCCACUGAGCCACAAUUUUGACCUGUUCAGGAACACCUUUCACCCUUUUUUUAUUUAAACACUUGCCUAGAAUAAUUCACCAAGUACUGGAUAAGGAUCAAACCCACACCUUCUGAUCUGUUUAAAGUGCACUGACAAAAUACAGAAUAUUAACUUCUACUCUGAUAAAGACCAAAAGGGCCAGUCUCUAUGAUUUAUGAGUUUGGGGAAUAUGUACUACAAACCUGUGCUUAAUUUUGCCCACUGAAGAUUAAGAGCUGCUGCCACUCUGUAUUAUAUUACACAAAAACACAAUGUAAUUUUUAUCUGCUUACCUUUUCAAUUUCCUGCUGCACCUGCAAAUCUAAAACCCUGUGUGGCACAGAAAAUAUCCAUCUAACAACAGGACCUAAAACUGCUGAGCACCACAGCCAGGCUUUGAAUCCUUGCUGUGCUUUAUUUUUGUCAGGGAGCAGAUGUGCUUCCAUAAACUCACUCAGCCAUUUAUUCGCACAUACAGCCUAAUCUGGUUUCUCUUUAGGCCCAUACAGACUCUGAGGCCACCCUGAAAGACUCACCAGUUACAUCAGGGGUGGGCAAUUAUGUGCCAUGGAGGGCUGAGAGGCUGCAGGUUUUCUUCCUAACUCAAAACUCCACCAGGUGAUUUCACUGAUUAGUCCCUGCUCUCUGCUUGGAGGUAAGGUAAUCAGUGAAAUCACCUGGUGGAGUUUUAGGUGAGAAAGAAAACCUGCAGCCUCUCGGCCCACUAUGGCACAUGAUUGUCCACCCCUGAGUUACAUGCUCUUCUGACUCUGGUGUCAUGUUUUCACCAAUAUCAAGAUUAGCAGCUACAGAUUAUAUUACUGCUUCAUGUCAUGAUCUGAUUUAUUCUUACCAGAUGCUGAUUUGGGCCCCCAUCAGACCUAGAGUAGAUUUUUAGAUUUCGAUUCACCUGUGAAUAAGCACCAACCCUUCCAUGUGUGCCUCACAGUUACCUUCAGUUUAGCUUUCGCUGAUGGAUGAAACGGUAAGUUGAUGCUGGUAGAGAGCUCACCUCAGCCUAAAUCCAUCUAUGCCCUUUAACCGAACAACAGGCCAGGACAGCUCAGUUGCUCUGAGUUCGUAACAUGUGACAGAUGUAUGACAGAUGUGGGGGCGGGAGGUGGACUUGAUGAGGUCAAAUGAGCAGGGCCUACUUUGCAGUUUUGUGAUGUGGAAAUCUGUUUGGAACAACUCCACCAUCUAAAACACAUGCAGAGAGCUGUUAAGCUGCUGUGUGAAAAGGUCAUUUCAGCAAAUGGGCUUUUAGCAGUUUUUUUUAUCUGCUGCUCUUUUCGACUCUGAGCUCGGUUUUAUCUAUCACACUAACACUCACAGAAGUUCAGUUAAUGAUGGCACUUAUAAACCCUUUUUUUUCACAUUCGAAUAGGCUGUCUGCCAUGAAGAAGCGGGCCAAAAAGGUGCUGGAGGAGGAGGAGACAUUGUGCUGCUGUGAGUAUGUGAACAGACACGGAGAUCGCAGCCAUGUAGGAGCCUGCUGCUGUGACUGCGAGGACUUGGAUGAUGCCUGUGACAGGUCAGACACAUUUACUUGAUCAUUACAUCUAAUGGUUAUUUUCAUUGAGCACUGCUGCUUCGGUUUUAGUGAGAAUAGUGAGAAUAUUCAGACUGGAUUAAGUAUCUGAAAGAUCAUCUGAAAGUGCGACUUACUUGGUGAUUUUCAAGACGUCUCCUUCUACCAGUUCAAGUUAUCACCUGUUCCACUCCCCAUCAUGGUAAAUCUAAUCCAGUGUCCUCAGACUGUCCACAUUUUAACUUGCCACAUCUUAACUCUGAUCCUGUAGCCUCAAAACUAAAGGCUUUUAAUCAUGUGACCCUCUUAGUCCCUCAGAUCUUUUGCAGAAACUUUAAUCAUUAACAUGUAAAAUAAGUCAAACCUUUGCACUUCCAAAGAGUCAGCAUUUUGGCAUCAUCAUUAAAACUCCUAUGAGGACCUUCUUUACGUCAACGAAGUAGAUUGGAAUUCAUGUUGAUGGCUGUACACGUUAUCCAAGUGCAAAGAAGACCAUCAGCAAUAAAACGGAUGAUGUUGAUAUUUUUAAUUCCUAAACACUGGUGUGAGUGGGUAGUUGUCAUCAGAGCAGCUGCAAAAAAACAGCCCUGUUUAUAUAACUUUUUUCCUUCUUUUGAUCCUUUAGGUUUCUGAAGAGGGAGCCUCAGAAACCCGAGUCCCUUUCACAGGUGGCUGCUGUCUUCUCAGACCGCUUUCGUGUGCCCUGGCUGUGGGGUGGAGCCAGAAAAGUGGACCUGACCAUCAUCCCCCCUCUUAUACUUCUUCCUGUCCUGCUGCGUCUCGCUGCUCUACACUUUUUGCUUGGCAUGGUGGUUCUGACGGCUUUGCCCGGCCUGGUGCUGUGGUACUACUACUUCACCCAUCGCAAGAAGGGACAGACACUCUUCUUCCUCAGCUUGGCCCUCUUCUCCCUGUCGUACAUGUAUUACCUCUUCAUCACAGAGGUGUUCCCCACUGGAGAUGUUGGCACGGUACAGCUGACACUGAUAAGUGUGGGAGUCGUACUCACCCUGGUAGCCCUGGUUCACACUAAGAGAGAACCUGGUAUUGUACGCCUAAACCAUGAAGCGGUCCACAGCACGGUGACAUAUUACAGCCCUCUGCCAGACAGAGACCCUACUGUUAACGGAGGGAGGCAGGAUGUGAUGACCAACCGGACAGGAUCAUCAGAGCAGACAGGGGACGAGCUGAAGGAGAGUAACAGAAGGAACUGGUGUCCUGCAUGCAAGGUGGUGCGGCCCCCGAGGGCAGGACAUUGUCGGAUCUGUGGUGUCUGCGUGCUGCGUCUUGACCACCAUUGUGUCUGGUGGGUUCCGCUGAAACUCCUCUCUCAGUCUGUCUGCACUGUUUCUUCCACUUUGUGUCACAUCUUAAACGCUGCAUUUUUCUUGUCUGUUUGAAUUUACUUUUUCUCUCUCAAAGUUUUUAAUAAAUCUCAAGGAGAGCACACAUUCUUUACAUUUUAUAACACAGCUCCAAAGUGACUGUCUUUGUCCAGUAUACAUGUUUAUCUUCUGCACUCUUGAUGGGUUUUUAUUCACCAUAUUUGAGUGUUUUGUCGAGUCAACAGCAACGGUGAAAAUGUCCUCGCUAUCAUCUGCUCCCACAUUUAAAUGUCUAUGGUCCUGCAUGUGUGUGCAGUAAUGUAACCUUGUGGUCUCAGUACAAUGUUUUGUCUACCUGUGUGUGUACCUGUGUUUGUGCGUCCCCUCCCGUCAAUGCUUGGGUAGGAUAAACAGCUGUGUGGGGCAGGCCAAUCACCGCAGCUUCCUGCUUACGCUCAUCCUCUUCCUGUUGACGUCCCUGUACGGGAUCAGCCUGGUGCUGCAGAGCGUGUGUCCGCAACAACACCUCUUCACCGCACUGCUCUACUGCCCGGGGGUCUACAACCAGUACAGGUACUGACAACAAACAUGCAUACACUUACUGCUCUCAGGUAAUACCAUAGACUGCAGAUACAUCAGCACCUCGAUAAGGUACAAGGUUGAAAACAAAAUUCAGAUGUUUUCUAAUCCUCUAUAUAAAUGUAAAGAUGAUAAGGUUCAUCAAAUUAGUACAAUACAACAUCUGAGUAUAAGUUCGCAGAGUCUGACUGGCAAGUAAGUCCUAUUGGUGUAAGUAAAUGUAAUCUUAUCAAAGAACUAGUGGUGUGAUUGUCACUCUACAGGGCUGAAACACAAUCUAAAGUGAAAAUAUGAGUCUCACAAUUAUUAGAUUAGGAUGUAUCUAUAUUAAUUAACAACUAUUGGUUAAUAUAGAAGUUUCUACUCUAAAAUAGCUUUUUGCUUCCCUUGAGACCGUUGUUUUUUUUGUUUUUAACUUGAUAAGUAGACAUGACAGCAAAAAGAUUUAGUUCAAAACUUACUUUAAAUUACUAGUUAAUCUAAGCAGCUGCUGGAGCUAGCUUCAUGUUUACUGUUCAGAUAUGAGAGAGGCAUUGACUCUUCUCAGUUGACUUUUAGCAAACAAAUGUAUUCCCUAGAGAAUUAACCACUCCUGUACUUAUCCCACUGACAUCAAUCUAUUUUUAGAACAUUAAAAAUCACUUACAAGCUGUUUAAUCAAGUUUAAUCCCUCUAUUUAAAUAACAAACUGCCUAAAAAUCUAACAGCCUUUUGUAGGUUGCUUGUUGUAAUAAACUGUAAAGAAUUUAAAACACUUCUUUUAUUUGUUUGAAGCCCUAGCAUGUCUUUAAAAUCUGUUUGGCUGUUAAAAGAAAAACCCUUGUGUCUAAAAUGUAAAACUCCACUGUUAAGAUGUAGCCAGUGAAGAUAUGAAAUGGUACAUUUGCUGUUUUCUUGUUAUUCUGAUGCAGUUGAACUCCUUUUUUAAUCGUCUGUGUUCCAGCACCGCACUUUGCUUCACCUGUGCCUGGUACAGCAGCAUCGUGACCGGCGGGCUUCUCCACCUGCUGGUUGUGCAGGUCAUCAACAUCAGCUACAAUGUCACGGAGCGCGAGGCACGCGUCGCCCUGCGAGACAAAACGGCUCGCAGUGCCUACUGGGGACUCAUCGUGGACACUGGCACCUACUCUCGAGGGUUCCGUGACAACUGGGCAGAGUUUAUGACCAUGGGGGAAAAACUGAGCGCUCCCUCUCCUGUCCCAACAGACUUCGUGUAAAAGACUGAGCUUAACCCUGAUCUUCAAGAACAAGUUUGGAGGUUACAGCUGUUGUUCUGUUUAUGUCCACUUGAUGGCAGCAUGGUGCUGUUUGCUGUGACUUAACUCUCCUGGCGAGGAGCUGCCAGGAUUGACAUGAUUGAGUUACUGCAGCCCUCACUCUGUCACAUAGCAGUAACUCCUAACCUCAGUAAGAUACAUCCACUGCCGUUAAUGUCACUGAAAGCUUGUGUCUCCUCUAUGCAGCUGUAUCCGCUUACACUGACCUUUGAUCGCCUUCCACUGCUGCCUCAUUUCACCUCUCAUGCCAGACAAAUAUCACUGUUCCCUUCGCACUGACAGUCUUUCCCUGAACACUAUCCUCACGUCUCCUAGUGCCUAUUCUAGUGCCUUUCUCGGAGACCGCAUUUGAAAAAUUUAAGCAAUCUGUUAAAGCUCACAGGGAUAAUUUUCUCUGAGCACCGUGUCAGCGACAAGAUGACGCCUCUGGAGGCGGUUAUUUCUGCACAAAACAGGAGUUCAGUGCAAUGAUGCUCUUUUCCCUGCACACACAUUCAGUCCUCAGUCUCUUAGCUACAGUCUAAAAUAAGUUAUGCACCUUAUUUGAAGCUGAACGUGUUGAGAUUAUUUAUCACAGAAAUAUCAAACAUAACAGUACAAGCCUCAUAAUCAGGCUCAUUAAAUGUAACAGUGUGUCAGUAUAAUGAACCUGAUUCAUGAUUAGAUAGUUAUAAACAGAUUAGCAGUCAUUUUCGCUCUCCUAAAUUGGUUCUGACUAAUUAAACUGCUCUGAAAAUAUGAGAAAAGUAAGUAAAUCAAUACACGUUUAUGUCAACUUGAGAAGUUUUAAGUGCUUUUCAUUAUCCCUGCUUUUAUUAGUGUUCAAAGACAUUGGAGACUUUUAUUAGGAUCCUAAAAAUUGUACUGUCCAUCUGUUUGAAGGUUGUAUUACCUAUUUAUAUUGAAUAAACGUGAAGAAUGUGCAUGUGAGUUUCUUGUGUGUCCUCUCCUGAGAUUCUGAGAUGUAUCGUACGGUGACAGUUUCUAAAUUCUUCUAUCAUUGCGUUGGAUGGGAGCAGAAAUCAGACAGGACCUCUGCCACUUUCCGUCCCAGCCUCUCCCGUCGCGCUUCCUUCUCCCUUUCUUUGCCCAGUAGACAUGGAAGCUGUCUCCAGAUCAGGAAGCAGCGCCGCAGCACCUGUCUGAGGUGCAGGCAGAUGGAGGGACAGACGGGAACAAGCAAGUGAGCAAUAAAAAAUGAAUUAUGGAGA
Molecule: messenger RNA, 9716 nt
Organism: Xyrichtys novacula (pearly razorfish)
Lineage: Eukaryota; Metazoa; Chordata; Actinopteri; Labriformes; Labridae
Source: the annotation of a GenBank genome assembly